AUGGCUGAAGAGGCCGAGGCUGAUGUUGUUUUUUCCUGGGGCUGUCAUGCUUACCGAGCUCGACAGAACUUACUUGGAGGAUCUGUGCAAGACAAUCAGACCGGAGAUGUGGGAGCCAAGUUUCUGCUCUUCGAUCAGACGGCGAAGCAACUAUAUCUCUGUCGCUACCAGAAGGAGGAAGCAGUGUCGCCCUGCCAAACCUAUGUUCUCCGGAGGCUGGGAGAGUCUGAGCGCUUGGAGAACCCCCGGCAACUUCUGUUAUGUCCCGGACAUCCCAUGUUUGCAUCACUAGAAGUCAUCGCCGGCCGUGCCAGAGCUUGUGUUUGGAGUCUGGAGCAGCAGAGAAUACCCGAGACUUAUUCGCUGGGAGUGACCAUAUUGGGUGCUGAGUCUGCAAGAGCGAUCAGUUGGGUCCAUGGCACCACAGGGUGCAACACGUUAGCUUUGUGCCUCCUUCUCUCCACGCAAGUGCUCAUGGUUUCUGUUGAGGGCAGUGGAGAAGCCGGAGGACUCGUUGGUCAGGAGUAUUUGCGACUGGAAGUCGGAUUUCCGUCUUCCUGCUUCUGUUGGUCAAAGGAUGGUUGCCAGCUGCUGGUCGGUGGAAGUGGUCAGAUUCUUUGCUUCGCAUGGGCGGCAAACAGAGACAAAGAGAGCAGCAAGAGCAGAAGCUUGGAGAAGCCGCUCUCCAAAGAUUUCCUCUGCGGCGGUGACUGCGUCGAGAUCCGUGCACUGCAUUCUGCGGCUUUUCUCUGUCGAGUCGAUCACAAGCAGAAGGCGCCGGAGAGCCAGACUCAGACGGUUCCAGCCUUGAUGCUGCCAGGUGGUCAAACCUGUCACGCGCCAGCUCGCCCCGUCCAGACAGAGCCUCUCGUCCAAGAGCUGGAGGAGAGGGAGAUGGUUCAGACCACGGCUGAAGGACUUGGAGGUGGACUCUCAGCGAACAGCUUGAACAGCUUGAAGAGCUUAAGCUUGAGCCAAACGUCUCAGAGCAGUGGAGGCCCUGUCCCAGGCCUCGGAGGCCUCGGAGGCCUCGGAGGUUUGCAGGUGGUGCCCUGUCAUCGUCACUUGCUGCCGCUGUGCUUCGAACGGAGAAGAGACGGCUUAAAAUUGCAUUGUGGGAACGAGCAAAGCAUAGAGGGUGAGCUCGUUGCUGUCGUCGAGGGCGACAAGCUUGGCACAGCGUGUGUCGUCGUGGGAUCCUUCUGCAAUGCUGAGAUCUCCGUCUUCGGUCUGUUACCACCUCACGGCUGGCUCUCCACUUCCUGCAGGACGACUAGGACGACAAGCGGCAGUGAAGGCGAGUGGCACAAGCUGUUCAGCGUGGACUUGUCGCCAACAGCCCCGAUGCGCCUUUCAGGUUUGGCGGUUUGGGGCGGUCUGGCAGAGCUGGAGGUGCACUGUCUUCUCUCCGAGAGGAGUGAGCCGGGUCCUGGAGCCAACAUCGCGCGGGAGCUUUGGCACAAGCAACUCGACACCAGUUAA
Symbiodinium sp. CCMP2592 is the source of this 1482-nucleotide messenger RNA. The record is from the annotation of a GenBank genome assembly. NCBI's taxonomy places the organism in Eukaryota, Dinophyceae, Suessiales, Symbiodiniaceae.